Pseudoliparis swirei is the source of this 6989-nucleotide messenger RNA. RefSeq names its product voltage-dependent calcium channel subunit alpha-2/delta-1-like. Bases 240 to 3482 code for a protein of 1080 amino acids. The record is from RefSeq and is a predicted model, not a curated record. Gene Ontology annotation, cellular component: L-type voltage-gated calcium channel complex. Lineage: Eukaryota; Metazoa; Chordata; Actinopteri; Perciformes; Liparidae. Gene Ontology annotation, molecular function: voltage-gated calcium channel activity. The transcript is spliced from 38 exons.
ACGCACGCACACACAUCUACAUACACACUCGCAUACACACGCGGCUGAACCAAAAAAAGCGUACUCCUCAACUCCACCGGUGGGAGGAGAUACCAGAUGAGAUUUGUUUCCAAACGCGCACCGAUGGCGGUGUGAGGCGUUUUGGCUGAGAAGUACGCACGGCGUUGUGGAUUUGUGAAACCUUUUAUGUGCAUUUUCUUCCCGUCCGUAUCCUGGUUGCGAGGAACUAAAACAAAGCCAUGGAUUACUCAGUCUGUUUACUUUUACUGCUGUCAACCAUUUCAUCUGUGUCGACCGGACAAUUCCCAACAGCGCAGAUGAUAAAAGAAUGGGUGGAUCAGAUGCAAAAAGAGUUGAUCACAUUAACAGACACAGCCAGUGGUAUGGACAACCUAAUACAGAUAUAUCAUAAACACAGACCUCACUUCAGCGUUGAGACCAACGAUGCAAGGCACCUGGUGGCGACAGCUGCUGGGAAUAUAGAGAAACUGCUAUUCAAACGCUCCCAAGCCCUGAAGAGGCUGGCAAUGGAAGCAGAAAAGUUUCAGAUGGAGCACACGUGGAUCGGCGACAGUGAGGUCGACAAAAUGGUUUACUACAAUGCCAAAGAUGACCUUAAUGAGACAGAGGAAGUCAAAGGAAGGAAAAACCGAUAUCUUCCCGAUGAUUUUGAGAUCGACCCCGACUUCAAGCGGCUCGUCUCGUACAACACCACCGCCGUCCACAUCCCGACAGACAUAUAUGAAGGCUCAAACAUCAUUUUGAAUGAGCUAAAUUGGACAGAGGCCUUGGAAGAUGUUUUCCGAAAAAACAAAGAGGAAGAUCCCUCACUCCUCUGGCAGGUGUUUGGCUCGGCCACCGGAUUGGCUCGGUACUUCCCAGCAUCCCCUUGGACUGACUCAAGCAAUUUGGCCGAUAAGAUCGACCUCUAUGAUGUUCGAAGGCGACCGUGGUACAUUCAGGGGGCAGCGUCACCCAAGGACAUGCUCAUCCUGGUGGACGCGAGCGGCAGCGUUUCGGGGCUCACCCUCAAACUCAUCCGAACGUCGGUCAGCAAGAUGCUGGAGACGCUCUCCGACGACGACUACGUGAACGUGGUCUACUUCAAUGACAAGGCCACGCACGCGGCGUGCUUUGCCAACCUGGUGCAGGCCAACGUCCGCAACAAGAGGAUGCUGAAAGACGCCGUGCAGAACAUCACGGCCAAGGGUACCACCAACUACAGAGGCGGCUUCGAGCUGGCCUUUGAGCAGCUCGCGCAGAUGAAUGUGACAAGGGCCAAUUGUAACAAGAUCAUCAUGCUCUUCACUGAUGGAGGAGAAGAGAGGGCAGAGGAUAUCUUUAAAAAAUACAACCCCAAGCAAGCGGUGCGCAUCUUUACAUUUUCAGUAGGCCAACACAACUAUGACAAAGGACCAAUACAGUGGAUGGCCUGCGCUAAUAAAGGGUACUAUUAUGAGAUCCCAUCUAUUGGUGCCAUCAGAAUCAACACUCAGGAGUACCUGGAUGUUUUGGGCCGGCCGAUGGUUAAGGCUGACAGAAGGGCCAAGCAGGUUCAGUGGACCAACGUCUACCUGGAUGCACUGGAGCUCGGCCUGGUCAUCACUGGCACUCUGCCCGUCUUCAACAAGACCAACACAGGCUCAAAGAAAACUCAGAACCAGCUCAUCUUGGGGGUUAUGGCUAUUGAUGUCUCCCUGGAAGAUAUCAAGAGACUGACGCCUCGGUUUACUUUCGGACCAAAUGGCUACUACUUUGCCAUCGACCCCAAUGGAUACGUGCUGCUCCACCCUAAUCUCCUGCCAAGUACUGCCAAGUUUCAUGAAUCUGUAACGCUGGACUUCUUGGAUGCAGAGCUGGAGAAUUCGUUCAAAGUGGAGAUCAGAAAAAAAAUGAUCGACGGUAAUACAGGGAAUUACACCAUGUCUACAUUGGUGAAAUCCCAAGAUGAGCGCUACAUUGACGUAGGUCAGAGGACGUACACCUAUGCUCCAGUGAAGGGGACAGAUUACAGCCUGGCUCUGGUCCUUCCUGACUACAGUAUGCAUUACAUCAAGGCCAAAAUCGCCGACACGAUCACGCAGGCAAAAUUUUCUGAAAGCCUGAUGGCGGACAAGUUCGAUGAAUACGGCUACACGUUUAUCGCACCGAGGGUUUACUGCAAGGACUUAAAGCCACCGGACAAGAACAAAAACAACACUGAGUUCCUCAUCGAGUUCAACGAUUACAUCGACACAAAGACUCCAAACAACCCCAUGUGUAACGUAGAGCUGGUGAACCGAUUGCUCCUGGAUGCUGGCAUCACCUCGUCUCUGAUCAAGCAUUGGAAGGCAACCGACUCACAGCCUGGUGUCUUGGCCAGAUUUGUUGCCACGGAUGGAGGGAUCACGCGGGUCUACCCCAAAAGUGCCGGGCUGAACUGGGAAGGAGAAGCUGAGACUUACGAGUCAAGUUUCUAUAAGAGAAGUAUGGACAAUGAUCUGUACAUCUUCACUCCAACACCCUACCUCUCCAGAGAGAACACGAGUGAGGAGUCCAUCCUGGUGAGCAAAGCAGUACACCUUAACAUUGAUGGAAUCCUACUCAAACCCGCUGUUGUCGGUGUGAAGCUGGACAUUGGUGCCUGGAUGGCGAGCUUCAUCAACACCACACAGAAGAUCAAUUGCAAUGAUGAGAUCUGUGGCUGUCAGCGUAAUGAUGUGUAUGUAGACUGUGUCAUCCUGGACGAUGGGGGCUUCCUGGUGAUGUCGAAUAGAGACGAACACAUCGAUGAGAUUGGACGUUUCUUUGGUGCCAUCGACCCGAUCCUCAUGGUGAACCUGCUCAACUCGUCCCUGUUCACCUUUACCAAGACUUUCGACUACCAGUCGCUCUGUGACCCUGAGAAAGAGAGCAAGGCGGCUGCAGGCCUGCGAUCCGUCUACGUGCCCACAAUUGCAGAUAUUUUGAAUUUAGGAUGGUUUGCAACCGCCGCAGCCUGGUCAAUACUGCAACAGUUACUGGUCAGCAUCACAUUUCCCAAUUUCCUAGACGCAGCCGAGAUGGAUGAAGAAAUGUCGGAUGCCAUGCUCAAAGAAGUCUGCAUCACAGAGCAAACGCAAUAUUACUUUGAGACCAACGACCCUUCUUUCAGAGGAACAAUUGACUGUGAAAACUGCACCAGACUCUACCAUGCUGAAAAGCUGCCCAAGACGAACCUGGUCUUCAUCAUCGCUGAUGCAAAACUCACCUGCUCGUCCUGUGACACCAAGCCGUUAAUACAGGACGAACAGCAGUCUAACGGUCCUAAUCCCUGUGAACUGGCUCAGAACCCUCGGUACAGGAAAGGGCCCGCGGACUGUUUUGAUAACAACGAACACGAGAAGGACCCUGACUGUGGCGGGGCGUCCGGCCUGAGCCCCUCACUUUGGCUGAUGGUGGCCCUUCAGCUGGUUCUGCUCUGGGUUUCGACUGGCUCCAGACCCCAUACCAUCCCAUCAUGACCUCUGAAAAUCAUCAUCACACCCUCUCUCUCUCGUUCUCUCUCUCUCUCGCUCUCUCUCUCGCUCUCUCCCUCCGAUAUCUCCAAAAUGGCAACCAGCAUGCAACGCUGCCACCAGAAUGACGAACACCUGAUGAGAAGCACUUGUAACAAACAAACAAACCAAAACCUGUGAGCCCCACAUCUUGUCACUUCCUCCUUUUGAUACCUUCGUUUUCAGGGGUUUCAGCCAAGUGAUUUCACCGGGUGCAGUGUUGAAAGAAAUGUUUAUUGGAAGAUAGAACUUUGAAAGACCUCAACCGUCGCUGCCGUUCACGUCUUCAAUCGUCCCCGCCAGCUGAGAUUAGAGGAACCCGAGAUUCAUGUGGAUUGGCGACUUAUGAAUUUUUUCUGGAUUAAUGUCAAUGACGAUAUCAAUCGGACUGCCUUAUAUUAUCAGAGGGUUUUAAAUCACGAUUCGGGAGGGGGGGAGGGGGGGUCUGACUGUUUAAUGAAGAUGUUGAGCAGUUCAGGAUCAGCGCUGCCUUUUGCAAGCGUGUAAUUUAUUUUGAAUCAAUUUGCAGUGACUAGGUAUUAGGUAUUUAUUGUUUUGUGAUUGAGAAUUCGGCCAAAUUGCAGUACGAGAUGCCAAAUCUUUACAUCACAACCUCCUCGUGCCCUUCAUUUGCCUCCAUUGGGUUGCUGAAAAAUGAUGUUGUCUCUGUUUUAGAUUGCACUCAGCAGAACAUGUUUACGGUGUCCCCGAGGGUUUCGAAAAAAGAUGCACAUAGUCGUGAGGUUCCCUCUUACAACGUAUUAUACCAGAGAAAUCACUGCAGUCAGUCCGUGCUCGUGAUCCUCUUUACUGCUGUAUUUUAAUUAGUUUUCUCCAAUAUACAUUUUUCUUGUUUCAUUAUGUGUGCCUUGUUUUCCAUUGAUUACAUAUAAAAAAAACAGAGUGAGAAAUUACAGAUGCUCUACUGUAGAUCUAUUGAUUGAAUUAGUGUCAUCGUGUUUACCAGAAUGCAGUUAGAUUAGUUACCAAACCACUGCUGCAGAGCAAAAUAACAAAAUAAUAAAAUUUCACAGGACACAAACAAGCUAAAUGCCAAUUCAGUAAUAAUUACAUCAAAGGGGAAAAGAAAAAACGACAUGAAUUUUGGUUUUCAUAUAAUUUAAAAGACGUAAAUUCAAAUAGGCAGGAAAUAAUGUGAUGUGAUGGUUGUAGACAACACGCAGAGGAUAAAAACAUCAUUUUUUAUUCAGAGGAUAAAAACAUCAUUUUUAUUUCAAGCUACACUUGAAAGUGUGUUUGCUGCUGCUGUCAAUGAGUAAUCCCUCUAAACAAUCAUUGUUUGGUUGUCUGUUGGUUUCAGGUAAGAAAUUGACAAUCACAGGUUACAACAGUAAUCUUUGACAGCUUUUAUUGAUAUCAGAUACGUUAGGAUACACCCCGUGGUUAAUAAUAACCCCAAAUCAUCAAAUGUCCCCGUUCACUGUACGACAAUUUCAAUUGCAAUGUUUUUGAGAAUCAAAACAUCAAUAGAGGAAAUCAUUUGGGGAAUUUGGAACACAAAUUAAGCCGCAAGCACCACAUUUGUCUCUCACCAUCAACAUACUUGUUUUACUUAAAUAAUUGCUGUUGCAUUAUACUGAAUAAUAAUGUCAGUUUUUAUAUUAUUUGUAUUCCUUCGGCUUAUUUGUCCGUUGUCUUUCAGGGCAAAAACACCAUCAUGGUCAGAAACUUUUAAGUGGUCCUGGGUGCACUUGUUACUCUUCUUCUAUAUUUUACACUAUAACCAUCCAACAAAAUCGAUGUGGUUAAACUAAACAUGGUAUUAAUGCUCUUCAUUCACUAAAAUACUCAAGAAUAUAAAGUGCCAUAUAGGACUCUCUUAUUCUCUUGUGGAGGAACCUAUUAUCAUAAUAUAACAUUUAUGCAAUUUACCAAGGCAACAUGUACGUCUCAUAAAUGGUUUCCCUGUGCUGCAUGGUAGUGGCGUAGAAUUUAAUUACAACAAGCAUAUCCAGUGUGCUCCUGCUUUAGUGUGUCUUGUUGGGAAGCAUAAUAUUCUGCGUGUCAGCCAUUUAUUUGUACAUGAUGUGAUGAAGUAUGAUCAGCUAUUACUGCCUUUCUCUUGGGGGGGGGGGGACAGCAUUUGGCUCCGCCCUGCUCUGAGUCAGCUGGGGAACGAGAAUCUAAUUGGCCAACGUGAUGUUUGAAGCACUAGUCAAUCUGUCCACUGGUUCAAGCCAUUUAUGAAUCGCUAUUAUUUCAGGACCAUACCGGUGAUUUAGCAAGUUUCAACCAAUCAUUGCAAAUCAUGAAUACUGUCUGCUAUUAUGUCUAGUCUCCUACUUUAAAUCUUAUCAGAGGGUUUUCCUAGACCUAACCACACCGUUUUAUUGUCUUAAGUCCUUUAUUGUCUGAACUUAAUAUGUUUUUUUGUUCAAUUGGCACUUCACUAAGUCCUGCAUCCUGGCCAAUCAACUAGCAUCAACUAGCUCUGCUUUAUAGACGUUCAUGCCAUCGAUUCAAAUUUUCUUUCUUUUCAGGCUGGUUUCGUGGAAUUGGAGCUAGUCAUGGUGACAUGUUAGGUAAGAGUAAUCCUGUUACAUGUAGAGGUUGGAGCAGGAUAUGCGUUUUAUUAAAAACACAUGCACAUGCAGUUUGGCCAUCUGAAGCAUGAGAAUUGAUAACUGUUGAUACCGCUGAUUAAAUUGGCUGAUUACAAACAACAUGGUGCUCUAGUCUUGAGCCCUUAAGAGAGUUUUACAGAAAUUAAUGGAAAACAAUGUCUGCCUGAAAAGUAAGAAAAUCACUUUUAAAAGUGGGAAAAGGUGGAUAUGAUCUUCUUUUUUUCCUAAUAGGCUAAAUAUACAUUAAAUGUAGUUAAGACUAUUCUAACCUUUUGUGGUUAAACUUGCACAAAUACUGGCAUGGUCUUUUAAGUCACACAAUUACACACCACCUAAGAGGCCCCAGCUGGCUGCUUUUAGAGAUGCACAGAAAACAUUGGAGAAUGAAUACGAGCUCCAUAUAUUUGUCCAGAUGAAGUGCUAAAAUCAGAUGCUGUCACUUCAGGAACAAUAUACUCUUGAUGUGAUAUGAAGUGUUUUUGACUCUGUUGGUGCUCAUUGUGUGGGUUGGCCUUUUUAUUUCUGGAAUCUUGAGGAUUGCUCUGUGUGUGUUUUGUGUCUGUUACCUUGCUGCCACUCUUUGGCAGACGAUUGGCGGACCCGUCAGUCAAUCUCUCUCUGCCUUCGGUUUUAAGGGAGACUCUCGAUGGAGGCGUCCGUCAAGCCGUCCCUCGCCAGAAUCUUUCUUGGUCUUGGUGGGCCUCUCUGUCAGUCUCCCUUGAUUGUGCUUUAACAUGUUAGUGGAACUUGAUUCAUGUAAACAUUUGUAUAAAACUGAUGUUGUUCUCAACAAACAGAAAAAAAGAACUGUUUAUAAUCAUGGGGAGGAAAAAAUGUGUUUAUUCGUGUGCAAAUGAGGUACAUUCAGAAUAAAAGUUGAUGAUUACUA